Pistacia vera is the source of this 967-nucleotide messenger RNA. Its product is annotated as histidine-containing phosphotransfer protein 1-like. Gene Ontology annotation, biological process: phosphorylation; cytokinin-activated signaling pathway; phosphorelay signal transduction system. Gene Ontology annotation, molecular function: protein histidine kinase binding; histidine phosphotransfer kinase activity. NCBI's taxonomy places the organism in Eukaryota, Viridiplantae, Streptophyta, Magnoliopsida, Sapindales, Anacardiaceae. Gene Ontology annotation, cellular component: nucleus; cytoplasm. The record is from RefSeq and is a predicted model, not a curated record. The coding region runs from base 258 to 713 and encodes 151 amino acids. The transcript is spliced from 6 exons.
AACAAAGAAAACAGAAAAACAAUAAACCCACACUAGGGAAAACAACAAAGAGAGUGACUUCACAUACAACUAUUUAUAUUUAGUCUACUUCAAGGAGUACAAAGAAUCUAUCCCUCCUCUCACUAUAUAAUUUCAUCAAAUCUUUUUCUUUGUUUUACUCUUUCUAACCAAGAAGAAGAUGAUAUAGUUUCACUUCUUCUGCACAACACAGAGAUCUAUUUUCAAGCAAGUUGAUAUACUCAAGACAACUAGAAUUCAUGGAUAACGUUAUUCAGUUGCAGAAGAAGUUAGUUGACUACAAAACCUCUUUGUUCAAUGAGGGAAUUCUGGACGAUCAGUUUACCCAACUUCAGCAACUGCAAGAUGAAAGCAACCCAGAUUUUGUAGUUGAAGUGGUGUCUCUUUUCUUUAAGGAUAGUGAGAGGCUUUUUGAUGAGUUGGCCAAGACCUUAGAUCAGCAGAACGUAGAUUUCAAUAGGUUGGAUGCUCAUGUUCAUCAGCUGAAAGGCAGCAGCUCCAGCAUUGGAGCACAGAGAGUUCAGAAAGUAUGCAUUCUCUUUCGCAACUACUGUGAAGUGAGGAACAUUGAAGAAUGUCUGAAAUGUCUGCAACAAUUGAAGAGAGAGUAUUAUUUCGUGAAAAAUAAGCUUGAAACUCUGUUCAAGCUUGAGAAACAAAUCAUGGAAGCUGGUGGGACAAUUCCAGUGCAAUGAAAUGCAGCAGAUUCAUGAUCAAUCUGCAGAAAAAAUUAAAUAAGCUAGUAUGGAUCAGCUGGCCAUGUAGAGUAAGUACUUUUUUUGUUUUCUUUGUUUGUUGUUGAGUCAGUUGUAGUUCAUGUUCAGGAAGAUUUAAGCUACCAGAGAGGGUUAACCAGAUUUCGAUCUUAAUUAAGCUUUGUAUAAUAUCAUCAUACAAUGUAUCACCAAUGAAGAUCAAGAAUGUAAAUAAAUUAACCCUCCUUUAUCUA